This is a messenger RNA of Olea europaea var. sylvestris, 1668 nucleotides long. Its product is annotated as mitochondrial phosphate carrier protein 3, mitochondrial-like. Lineage: Eukaryota; Viridiplantae; Streptophyta; Magnoliopsida; Lamiales; Oleaceae. The transcript is spliced from 6 exons. Gene Ontology annotation, molecular function: phosphate transmembrane transporter activity. Bases 246 to 1364 code for a protein of 372 amino acids. The record is from RefSeq and is a predicted model, not a curated record. Gene Ontology annotation, biological process: mitochondrial phosphate ion transmembrane transport. Gene Ontology annotation, cellular component: mitochondrial inner membrane.
UCAUUUCUACUUUUGUCGAGAGAGAGAGAGAGAGAACAAAAAACGUCGGAACAAUAAUGUGCGGACCAAUUCAACGCUGUUUGCUCCGCGUAUAAAGCUGGGCAUCGGUCCAUUUGCCAAUGAAUCGGGACAUAUCGCUUUCUGUGGGAAAAAGACAUUCGGGCUGAGAAAUCGGUACGCCUGAUUACGUUCGCCGCCGAUCUCUGGGCCUUUGAAUUUUCCUCCGCCAUCUAAGUCAGCCACUCAUGGCUUUCUUUUCCGAAAACUCUCGCCGUCAAUCUCUUAUUCCAAGUUUCCUUUACUCUUCCUCUUUGUCUUCCAAUAAACUAGCACUUGACAAAAUGGUUAGCAACUCAAACCCGAGCUUCACGCCGUCGCCUUCAUCUGCAUCGACUCCGAACAGGAGCUUUAUGAUCCCGGCGCCGAGCGAGCCAGGCAAAAUCGAGAUGUACUCUCCACAGUUCUACGCUGCCUGUACUGCUGGUGGAAUACUCAGCUGCGGUCUCACUCACAUGGCCGUUACUCCUCUAGAUCUAGUCAAAUGUAAUAUGCAGAUUGAUCCAGCAAAGUACAAAAGCAUCUCUUCUGGUUUUGGAGUGUUACUUAAGGAACAGGGAGUGAAAGGUUUCUUCAGAGGAUGGGUGCCUACCUUGCUUGGUUACAGUGCUCAGGGUGCCUGCAAGUUUGGGUUCUAUGAAUACUUCAAGAAGUACUAUAGUGACCUUGCAGGACCUGAAAAUGCAGCCAAAUACAAGACUCUGAUCUAUCUUGCUGGUUCUGCAUCUGCUGAGGUCAUUGCAGAUAUUGCUCUCUGCCCCUUUGAAGCUGUGAAGGUUCGUGUUCAGACGCAGCCUGGUUUUGCCAGGGGGUUGUCUGAUGGGCUUCCAAAGUUUGUGAAAUCUGAAGGUGCUCUGGGGUUGUACAAGGGCCUGGUUCCUCUUUGGGGACGUCAAAUUCCAUAUACAAUGAUGAAGUUUGCAUCUUUUGAGACUAUUGUGGAGAUGAUUUACAAGCAUGCUAUCCCUACACCUAAAAGUGAAUGCAGCAAGCCCCUGCAGCUUGGUGUGAGCUUCGCUGGUGGAUAUGUUGCUGGUGUUUUCUGUGCUAUUGUAUCACAUCCUGCUGACAACCUUGUCUCUUUCCUUAACAAUGCCAAGGGUGCUACUGUUGGUGAUGCUGUAAAAAAUCUUGGUUUAUUGGGUCUCUUUACUCGGGGACUUCCCCUCCGUAUUGUCAUGAUUGGAACUCUCACAGGGGCUCAGUGGGGUAUCUAUGAUGCCUUCAAAGUUUUUGUUGGGCUGCCAACAACUGGUGGUGUUACUCCUGCUGCUGCACCUGUUGCCACCGAACUUGCAAAGGUGUAGAAUCAUAUGCAAAAAUUUUCACAUCGUAGGUUUUCAUUAGGGUGGUCAAUAAAUGUUGCAUGCCUGGUGCUGCAUCGAGUGGCGUUUAGCAGGUGAAGGGUAUUUUUUUUCUCCGACAAUCUUUCUGUUUCACUAAUUUGAUGGUGUGGUCAAGUUCCAAAUUCUCAAUAUAUUUCGGAUGUUCGAUUUUGUUAGGAGUAGAUACAAAUUUUCCAUAUUAGAAGCUUCCGGAUGGAAGCACAAAUGUUAGCUCUUGCAAGCACAUUUUCCAGAUAUGUAACUCCAUUUUUUCUUGCAACACGAA